AUGUACAGCGCAAGAGAUGCGGGCUGGAGAAAGAGAGUGACCGGACAUGCAGGGACCGUCCACGACUGCAGACUUGUCGCUGGUCUUGAUCGCAUGGCACCAAAGAGGAGUGCCGCGAAAGCCAAAGGAGGCAAAAUGAAGAAGCCCGCAAGCAGCAAGGUCCAAAAACGGCCUGCGGCGGCGAAGGCCGCGCUGAAGCGACCAGCGGCCAUGAAGCAAACACCAGCAAAGAAGGCCAAGACCGUGGCCACGGAUCCAGUGCUCCAGGAGCUGCGAGCCUGGGUAGUGAAUCUGGAGCGUCGUCCAGACAGGUGGAAGCGGGUUGCGACGAUGUUGAAGAAGGAGCUGCCUUGGUUGUCCUUCGAGCGCUUCCUGGCGUCAGAUGGAUCGAAGAUGACGAUUCCCGAAGAGGACAUCGCUGUCAAAUGGAGCACGUCCAGAAACGCACUCUUCGCUGACUACUUCGAGUGGGUGUUCGAGGAUGGCAGCCCAUGGAUGUGGGCUGCUGAUGCUCCAGAAGAAGAUGACAAUUGGAUUUUUCAGGAAGACGGGCCUGAAUUCAGCUAUGUGCGCGAUGCACCAAGCUUUGAUACUCAGCCGCCUCGAAAGGGGACCGUGACCAAAAAAUCUACCGGUGAGAAGUUCCAGGUUCGACUGUCUUUUGCACAGCGGUUCCGCGAUGGUCAGGAGCAGCUAAUGUCUGGCGGAGAGCGUGGCUGCGCCCACUCGCACUUGCGCCUUUGGCGCCUUGCGGCCGAGCGAGAGCAGCCCACGCUGGUGUUGGAGGAUGAUGUUCACUUGACCUUUGAUCGCAAUGGCGAUCUUGGCAAGAUGAACGGCAAGGCGGACGUGGUCUACCUGGGCUGGUCUGGAUGGCGAGGUGGGAAUUUCAUGCACAUGAAGGAGUCUGAAGGCACGCUGUCGGCAGAGGACCGAAGCUUCGUCCAGAAGGCAGAGUACGUGUGGACGACUGUUGCGUACGUCCUCUCACAGGCUGGUGCAAAGAAGCUGCUUCUGGCAGCCAGCAAUUCUGUCAACCAGCCGGUUGACAACUUCAUGGCAUACGAGGCCAGCCAGGGAAAGCUGAACUCGUAUGUCUGCCUAGACGAGGGUGACGAGGACAGCACGUGGGCUGGUGGAAUCGUUGAUCAGUUUGACUUCCAGGGAGAUUCGGACAUCAAGAAGUCUGAUGGUGGCCAUCAGGGAGAUGAUGCCAACGAGUUCGCAACCUCCUAG
This is a messenger RNA of Symbiodinium sp. CCMP2592, 1236 nucleotides long. The record is from the annotation of a GenBank genome assembly. NCBI's taxonomy places the organism in Eukaryota, Dinophyceae, Suessiales, Symbiodiniaceae.